This is a messenger RNA of Hemibagrus wyckioides, 1442 nucleotides long. It is a transcript of the gene tmem192, whose product is annotated as transmembrane protein 192. The record is from RefSeq and is a predicted model, not a curated record. Gene Ontology annotation, cellular component: lysosomal membrane; late endosome. The coding region runs from base 132 to 956 and encodes 274 amino acids. The transcript is spliced from 6 exons. NCBI's taxonomy places the organism in Eukaryota, Metazoa, Chordata, Actinopteri, Siluriformes, Bagridae.
UAAAGCCUGUAUUUCUGUGUGUGUGUGUGUAUAUAUAUAUAUAUAUAUAUAAAAGCUCUAUUGCUGUAAAUAUUGGCCAUGCAACUAGGAAUUUUUGCUUUAUCUUAAGUUUUUUGUUUGGUGUAAAAAAAAUGGACUCAAAGCGACUCCUGGUAAAGACGAGUAACCGAAACACAGAUAUCACCCAAAGCAUUGAGGAUGACCCUUUGAUCGAUGGGCCACUCAUAGCCAGGAACGCCUUGGAGUCAGCCAUCAAAAGAGAGUUCCAAAAACUACCCACUAACUGGGGAGCCAUUACACUGACUGUGUUGCAUGUGGCGUAUGUGAGCGUGUGUGUGGCCCUGGCUGCUCUGUGCUGGUUAACUGACACUCACUCUGCGGAGUGCACAGCAGCAUUGAACGGGGUGGACUCGAGGUCCCUGGUGUUGUUAUUGAAGGUGGGCUUGUGGUUGCUAGUCUUUCUGUUCGAGAGAUGUGUGCAGUAUCACCACAGUGCAGUGAGGCGGAGAGGAUACCUGCGGUUUUACAGGAAAACUGCCAAGCUCAAGCACCUGCCAUUACUUAUACACUCUGCAGGUAACGCUGCCGUGCUGAUAGUAAUCGCCCCCGCCUCGAUGUUGGAUAACAAAGUGAAAAAUCUCUCCGUGUAUCUGCUGCUCGCCGUCAUCUGUGUGGAACUGCUUGCAUCUGUUAUAUGCCUUAUGGUGUAUGCAGUACAAGUGUCGAGGUUUAACAAGCAAAGUCUGGGUCCAGAUAUCACAGAAGACGAGAGAUCUCACACCUUCUCCGGCACCGACAGCGACAUGCACGCAGAAAUGGGCUUCAGAGAUGGCUCCAGUCUCGAAGAGGUGGUGGAGAAACAAGCCGACCUGAUCGAAUACCUGAAGCAGCACAACACGCAGCUGAGCAAAAGAAUCCUGACGCUCGCCACACAACAGACGCACAACCGAGACUGAAAGAAGAGGAGAGAAAUGAAGAAGAGCGGAUUCCCGUGUUUGACUAGGCUUUAAAUGCACGUGUCUGUUUGUGUUGUCCGUUUGCUGACUGACAACGGCGGCCGUGGUCGACUAAUCACAAGGGGUUUUAACGGGGGGGGGCGGAAAGAGCCUCUUUCUCCUUAACAUUGUUUUCAUGCUUCCCCCGGUAACAGGUCCUGGAAGCUAAAGGACGGCCAAAUGGAAUUUAAUAGGAAGUAAAAGAAAAACCUCAGUGAUCAAACCAGCAGCUGUGAAAGCGAGCAAUGAUUUAAACGCUUAUGUAAAAAUGUCACGGAUUUAGGAUGCGGUAGUAAUUGUAUGUCUCUGGGGUUUGGAAACUGAAUUUCUGAAUUGCACUGACCAAUAUCUUGAACUAUUCAAGUCUGACUGGGAUCGAUAUUGAGUAGCUUCUGUAGCUAAUAUUUAAUGCAAAGUGGGGUGUUUUUUAUUUUAUUUUAUUUUUUU